AAAGAAAAACAAAUAUUCAGCUGUCACGAUUUAUAUGCAUCAUCCUGUAUAUGACAUAAUAUAUGAAUAUAAAAUUUCUGGAAAUAUAACUUAUAUUUUUCCAACCGAAGAUAAUUUAAUACUGAUCUACAGCCAAAUGCUAGAUCAACACCUGAUGAAUCCUAUCAAUAAAUUUAACUUAGCGCUGACAAAAAUUGCAGAAUCGUUAUUAAAUGCAGCAUUGUACUGUCACCACAAAAUUUCAACAACAUUCCUACCAACAGCAGUGAAAUUUCAUUACGUAUUUAAUCUACGUGAUCUCUCAAACAUCUUUCAAGGCAUACUGUUUGCACACGGUGAGACUGUUCCGACUGCAAAUCAUUUGAUCAGAUUGUACGUUCACGAAGCAACAAGAGUGUAUUCGGAUAAAUUAAUCAAUGCUGAAGAUAAAAAAGCCUUUCAGCAAUUGCUGAAGGAGUCGCUUCGCAAAAAUAUUUCUGAAAUGGACGAAAAUAUUGUAUUUGCUGGACCAAUAAUAUAUUGUCAUUUUGCGGAAGGAAUCGGUGAACCAAAAUAUAUGCCAAUAAAAGAUUGGCAACAAUUAACAAAGUUACUGGAUGAAGCUCUGGUUAACUAUAACGAACUGGUAGCGGCAAUGAAUCUGGUUUUAUUCGAAGAUGCUAUGUACCAGGUUUGUCAAAUAAAUCGCAUUCUGGAGUCGCCAAGAGGAAACGCAUUGCUUGUUGGUGUUGGAGGAAGCGGAAAACAAUCUCUUUCUAGCCUUGCGUCUUUCAUCGCAGGCUUAGAGGUUUUUCAGAUACAAUUACGAACAGGUUAUUCGAUGACUGAUUUAAGAGGCGAUUUAUCAGGUUUAUAUUUGAAAUCUGGAUUGAAAGGAAUCGGAAUAACUUUCAUGAUGACUGAUUCUCAUAUCGCCGAUGAAAAAUUUCUGGUACUUAUAAACGAUAUGCUCGCUUUUGGCGAAAUCUCCGAAUUAUUCGCCGAUGAUGAGGUAGAUAAUAUCGUGAACGCCUUAAGAACUGAGGUAAAACAAACCGGUACGAUGGAUACCAAAGAAAAUUGCUGGAAAUUUUUCAUAAAUCGAGUUCGAAAUUUGUUAAAAUGCAUUCUUUGCUUUUCUCCCGUUGGUGCAACAUUACGAAACAGGGCUAGACAGUUUCCAGCAAUCGUAAACAACACUUCGAUCAAUUGGUUUCAAAGCUGGCCACAGGAUGCCUUGAGAUCAGUUUCCUCCAGGUUCUUAGAAGAAUUAGAAGACCUUCCAAAAAAAUACAAGCCAUCAGCCUCUUUGUUCAUGUCAUACGUGCAUACUAGUGUGAAUGAUAUAUCUUCGCUUUAUUUACAAAACGAGAGAAGGUACAACUAUACGACUCCAAAAACGUUCUUGGAGCAAAUUUCUUUGUAUUCGAAAUUGCUUGUGGAAAGAACCUACGACGUAAAAGCGAUGAUAGAGAGAUUGAAAAACGGCUUGGAAAAGCUAGAAUCUUGUGCUGGCCAAGUAAGCGAAUUAAGAGUGGUGUUAGCAGCCCAAGAAAUCGAAUUGAAAAAGAAGAAUGAAAUUGCAGAUAAAAUUCUUGCCGAAGUCCGAGCAGAGAAUACUAAAGCCGAAGGGGAAAAAGCUAUUGUGUCCGAGGAAGAGGCAAAGGUAGCCGAAAUAAAAGAAACAGUAGCAGAGAGACAAAGGAGGUGCGACGAGGAUUUAGCAAAAGCAGAGCCUGCUGUUCGGCAAGCUGAAGCUGCUCUUGACACAUUAAAUAAAAACAACUUGACAGAACUAAAAUCCUUUGGAACGCCACCGGAACAAGUAGCGAUGGUGGCACAAGCUGUUUUAGUUUUAUUUUCCCCCAGAGGUCAAAUUCCAAAAGAUAGAAGUUGGAAAGCGUGCAAAGCGAUGAUGGGACAUGUUGACACAUUCCUCUCGCAACUUCGAAAUUAUGACAAAGAGAAUAUUCAUCCUGAAGUAGUCAAGGCUAUCCAACCUUAUAUCAACAACAAAGAUUUUGACCCAGAGAUUAUUUAUUCAAAAUCACAAGCCGCUGCAGGUCUUUGCAGCUGGGUGAGAAAUAUAAUGGUUUUCCAUUAUAUUAAUGAAACAGUGAAACCAUUAAGAGCUGCACUUGCACAAGCUAAUGCCGAGUUAAAAGCUGCUAUGGAUCACUUGAAUGCUUUGAGGACACGAUUAGCGGAAUUGCAAAAAGUACUCGACGUUUUAGGAGAAAGGAUGAAUGCAGCUUUAGCUGAGAAACAAAAAUGUCAAGACGAAGCUGACGCUACUGCUUUAACAAUUGACCUUGCAAAUAGAUUAGUGAACGGUUUAGCAUCCGAAAAAAUUCGAUGGACUGAGGAGGUAGAAAGUUUGACGAACUCGUGUGUAACGGUACCAGGGGAUGUGCUGAUUGUAACAGCAUUUUUAUCAUACAUGGGAUCUUUCACUCGAAAAUAUAGAUCUGACUUAAUGUACGAAAAUUGGUUACCGUUUCUGGAAAAUUUGGAAGUAAAAAUACCGAGGACUACUGAAUUGGAUGUACUGGCUUUAUUGACAGACGAUGCACAAAUUGCACAAUGGAACAACGAAGGUUUACCAACAGACAAAAUGUCCUCGGAAAAUGCAACAAUUUUAAUGAAUUCAACAAGAUGGCCUCUAAUGAUAGAUCCACAAUUACAAGGAUUAAAAUGGAUAAAAAAUCGAUAUGGCGAAGAUUUACAAGUGCUGAGGCUUACUCAACCGAAUUAUUUAUACUUAAUUGAAAUUUCCAUUGCGAACGGAGGUAUUGUUUUAAUUGAAAAUAUCAUGGAAGCCAUCGACCCCAUUUUAGAUCCGGUUAUAAAGAGAGAUCUAAUAAAAAAAGGAAGAGCGAUAAAAAUUUGGGACAAAGAAGUAGAUUAUGACCCUCGUUUCCGGCUAAUUUUACAAACGAAGUUAGCUAACCCUCAUUACAAGCCCGAGAUACAAGCCCAAACUACUCUUAUCAACUUUACUGUAACAAAAGAUGGUUUGGAGGAACAACUUCUGGGUGACGUUGUGAAAGCCGAAAGACCUGAUUUAGAAUCCAAAAAAGCGGAAUUAACUACUCAACAAAAUACCUUCAAAAUUACCUUGAAGAGAUUGGAAGAUGAUCUUUUACACAGGUUAUCGACUGCUGGGCCAGACAUUUUAAGCGACGUCGAUCUCGUGAUCAAUCUCGAAACCACGAAAAAAACUGCUGCGGAAAUAGAAAUAAAAGUAGCUGAAGCUAGAGUGACUGCUGUAAAGAUAGACGAGGCUCGAGAAAUUUAUCGUCCUGUUGCGGCUCGAGCCAGCCUCUUAUAUUUCGUUUUAAACGAUUUGAACAAGAUCAAUAUGCUCUAUCAGUUUUCUUUGAAAGCUUUCAGCGUUGUCUUUCUAAACGCAAUUAGAUUUGCAGUAGCUUCGGAGGAUUUAGCUAAGCGCGUAGCUCUUUUAAUGGAUAGCAUCACUUAUUUAGUUUUCAUUUAUACAAGCAGAGGAUUAUUUGAAGCCGAUAAAUUGACCUUCCUCUGUCAAAUGACCAUUCAGAUUUUUAUGGAAGCAAAAGAAAUAUCACAAUCAGAACUUGACUUCCUAUUAAGAUUUCCGUAUAUUCCCGAGUUAACCAGCCCUGUAGACUUCUUAACAGACGUCGGUUGGGGAGGGAUUAAAUAUUUGAGCCAAAUGGAGGAUUUCCAAAAUUUAGAAAAAGACAUAGAAGGCGCUGCGAAACGGUGGAAGAAGUUUGUAGAAUCAGAUACGCCGGAACGAGAAAGUUUCCCACAAGAUUGGAAAAAUAAAACCGCUCUGCAAAGAUUAUGCAUCAUGAGGUGUCUUCGACUAGAUCGUAUGACUUACGCGAUUAGCCAAAGCUCAUACCGCGCUGAGUGCACUUUUUUUCGUCACCAAAAUAAUAUCCCAAUAAUCUAUCACUUAAAAAGAAAAAUAGGGAUUAAAAGAAAUACUCUGCGAUGA
This is a messenger RNA of Bombus pascuorum, 3961 nucleotides long. RefSeq names its product dynein beta chain, ciliary-like. Gene Ontology annotation, biological process: microtubule-based movement. NCBI's taxonomy places the organism in Eukaryota, Metazoa, Arthropoda, Insecta, Hymenoptera, Apidae. The record is from RefSeq and is a predicted model, not a curated record. The coding region runs from base 35 to 3961 and encodes 1308 amino acids. Gene Ontology annotation, molecular function: dynein intermediate chain binding; dynein light intermediate chain binding; minus-end-directed microtubule motor activity. The transcript has 19 exons. Gene Ontology annotation, cellular component: dynein complex.